Molecule: messenger RNA, 6526 nt
Organism: Crotalus tigris (Tiger rattlesnake)
Lineage: Eukaryota; Metazoa; Chordata; Lepidosauria; Squamata; Viperidae
Gene: WWC1
Product: WW and C2 domain containing 1
Exons: 24
Coding region: 514-3972 (1152 amino acids)
Biological process (GO): regulation of hippo signaling; cell migration; regulation of DNA-templated transcription
Cellular component (GO): cytoplasm
Molecular function (GO): molecular adaptor activity; kinase binding
Source: RefSeq, a predicted model, not a curated record
GGGAGCGCUCGGCACCCGAGCCUUGGCUAAACUGACGGCCCUACUUCGCUGGAAGCAAAAGCCCGGGAAAAGAAGUGGGCUCGACCUCUCUAGGCUCCAGGCUCCACGGCAGCGUAGCUCCGCCCCCUUCUCUGGCUUCGAGGGUCUCUUGCUGAAGAGAGAAGCGAGGGAGAGGCGAUCGGCUCGCUUAUUGGAAGGGGACGGACAGACAGACAGACGGACGGACGGCGGCCAGCCCGGCUCGCCUGGGCUGUCGCGUGUUGCCUGCAACAUUCGAAAAGCUCUUCUUCCCCUGCACGCGCCGCUUCUCCUUACUCCCCGCGCGGCUGAGGAUGCAAGACUCCCGCCUGGUCGGUUGCCUGGCUCCGGUUUCCUUGCUCGCCGCGACCCCUCGCCCUAGCCCGCCGUGCCAGCUGCUGGGCUGGGCGGGGGGUUGCUGAACCCUUUGCAUGGGGUGGCCGCCGCCUCCGGCCUCGGUCCGUCUCUCCGCUGCUGCGCCUGCUGCCGGGAAAAAUGCCCCGGCAGGAGCUGCCUUUGCCCGAAGGCUGGGAGGAAGCUCGCGACUACGACGGCAAAGUCUAUUACAUCGACCACGCCACCAAAACUACCAGCUGGGUCGACCCGCGAGACAGAAAAAAAGAUGAAAUCGAAAGGUGUAAGCCAGAGGUCAAUAGUUUUCAAAAAUUUCUAACAUUCUCAAGCAAGGCAGAUGUCUGGACAAGGAAAUGUAAACUGUAUACUAAACCACUUACCUUUGCUGAUUGCAUAAGUGAUGAAUUGCCAUUAGGAUGGGAAGAGGCCUGUGAUCCUCAGGUUGGAAUCUAUUACAUUGACCACAACACUAAAAGUACCCAGAUAGAGGAUCCACGAGUACAAUGGCGUCAGGAACAAGAACACAUGCUGAAGGACUACCUUGUAUUGGCCCAAGAAGCCUUAACUGCGCAGAAGGAGGUUUACCAGGUCAAGCAACAGAGGCUUGAAUUGGCCCAGCAGGAAUACAAGCAACUUCAUGAUGUCUGGGAACGUAAACUGGGAUCUCAGACCAGCUUAGCCUCCAGUUCAUCAUCUAGCUCAAAAUAUGAUCCAGAAAUUCUUAAAGCUGAAAUUGCUACCACAAAAUCUAGGGUUAAUAAACUCAAAAGAGAAAUUGCUCACAUGAGACAGGAACUCCAAUAUAAGGAACAUGGUUUUCAAACACUGAAGAAAAUUGAUAUGAAAAUGUCUGAUACCCAAGGUGGAUAUAAACUUGAUGAAGCACAAGCCAUUUUAAAUGAAAUGAAAUCUAUCAAGAAGGCUAUUACUUCAGGAGAGCAAGAAAAGCGAGAUCUUAUUGAGAGUCUUGCCAGACUAAAAGCUAAUUUUGUGGCAAUUAAAAGAUCACAUUCAGACUUAUGGACCAAUAGCACUUCCUUGGGAAGUUCCCAUUGCUCUUUACCUAGGACGUACCUGGAUGCUGGCUCCCAAACAGAUGUUUCUGGAAAUUUUUUUGUGAGCUGCAAUAAUCACUUGGCUGAGAAAGUAAGAGUGCGUCUCCAAUAUGAAGAUGCUAAGCGAAGAAUAGCAAACUUAAAAAUACAGCUGGCUAAAUUGGACAGUGAAGCCUGGCCUGGUGUGCUUGAUUCUGAACGAGACAGAUUAAUGUUAAUAAAUGAAAAGGAGGAACUUCUAAAAGAAAUGCGGUUCAUUAGCCCAAGAAAAUGGACUCAGACUGAUAUAGAAAAACUGGAGAUGAAGAGAAAGCGUUUAGAAGAAGACCUUCAGACUGCAAGAGAUACACAGAGCAAAGCUUUAACAGAAAGGCUGAAGUUAAGCAGUAAAAGAAAUCAGCUGGCUCAUGAACUAGAGGAAACAACACGAUUAGUAGCAGUGUUGCAUUUGCAGUUGAAAAAUUUGUCCUCUAGCAUGCUUUCCUUGUCUUCUGGCAGUAGUCAUGGCUCACUUGCAUCCAGUAGAGGAUCUCUGGUCGCCUCAAGCCAGGAUUCUUCAACUUCAGCCAGCUUUACUGAUCUGUUCAAUGAACAGUUUGAACAGCUAGACUGUGAAUAUCAGAAUAAAAUGGACCUCUUGCUUUUGGAAAGAACCACUGGUUUUCGACCUUCAGGAUGCAUAACUACUAUCCAUGAGAAUGAAGUAGUAAAAACACAGAAAACAGAUUCCACCAGCCGCUUGCAGAUCUUGAGAUCCUUGUCUGGAACACCCAAAUCCUCAACAUCUUUAUCUCCAAGGUCAUCUCUUUCAUCUCCUUCUCCACCAUGCUCACCACUAGUGACAGACCCAUUCUUCGUAGGAGAUGCCUUUGCGAGUCAUGCAGACUUUGAAGAUACUGAAAUAAACAGUGGACUUGCUGAACUUGCUCUAAACUCUGUAGGUGGAAAGAAGUAUAGAACAGAAGAUUCUAGAACUGGGGUCAAGCAUUUGGACCAAGUUGUAAAUAUGAUUGAAGGAUCCGUACUGAAAGUGGCAUGCGUAUCAGCUGCAGUGUCAGAUGAAUCAGUUGCUGGAGAUAGUGGGGUGUAUGAAGCAUCUGUGCAAAGGCUGUGUACCUCAGAAAGCGUGACAUUUGAGAGUGAUGAUUUAGAUGCCCCUGUUACAGCUAAAGUUCAAGUUUCAAUGAAGUAUGAUGACAAAAAUAAACAAUUUGCAGUAUUUAUUGCCCAGUUGAACAAUGUUCCUACUCUUUUACCACAGCAAGACCAGAAAGUGAGCGUUCGUGUGGCUGUUCUCCCUUCGUCUGAAAGUACAAGCUGUUUGUUCCGUACACGACUCAUGGACGCAUCAGACAAUCUCAUAUACAAUGAAUUAUUUUGUGUUACAAUCCCUCAUUCAGUUUUGCGACAGAAGACACUAAGGAUUGAUGUCUGCACUUUAGAUAACUUCCAUCUUGAAGAAUGCUUGGGAGGUGCACAAAUUAGCCUUGCAGAGAUCUACAGAUCAGGGGAAAGUUCACUGCGCUGGUACAACCUCCUCAGCUACAAAUAUCUACAAAGGCAUAGUUGUGAAAAUAAGCAAGAGGAUAUUUGUUCUGAGCUACUCUGCACUGAUAAAAUGGACUCUGUAUCUGCAUUGCUGGAACAAACCGUUGUUGAACUUGAGGCAGUAGAGAAAAAACUAGGAGAAAGUAUUUUACUUACUGAUGAAACCUGGCAAUAUAAGGGAGAUGCUGAGCAGGAUGGUAACAGUGAAACUGAAAAUGGUGAGACUGAAGCAGAGGAGGAAUUUUAUGGCAGAAGGACUGUGUGGGCCACUGAAGAGAACUUGCUACCUUUGUUGCAGGCUGAGUCAGCAACCAUCAAGGUGGAUAAAGAGACCAACACAGAUAGUCUUAAGCAAUCUUCUCUAGUAGUUCGUCCAAAAGAUAAAAGAACACCUAAUCCUUUACAAACACCUUUUGUUAGAGGCAGCACUAUCAUCCGCUCCAAAACUUUUUCUCCAGGACCACAAAGCCAGUAUGUGUGUCGGCUUAAUCGUAGUGAUAGUGAUAGUUCAACACUAUCUAAGAAACCACCUUUUGUUCGGAAUGCUGUUGAGAGACGAAGUGUCAGAAUGAAAAGGUCUUCUGUUAAAACUCUUGGACCUGAGCGUUUAAUCCGUACGUCUCUUGACCUGGAAUUAGAUCUGCAGGCAUCAAAGACCUGGCAUAGUCAGUUGCUGCAAGAGAUUUCUGCCCUCAAACAGCUAAAGGAGCAGUUAGAGCAAGCUCAAAGUCAAGGAGAAAAAGAGUUACCCAGAUGCAUAGAUGAAAAUGAGCAAUUCAGGAUGUUAAUGAGACUGGUAGAGAAAAAGACCGUAAAGGCUGGAUGUAAGUAUGAACAAAAGGCUGAUAAAAUGAUGAGGGCAGCUGCUAAAGAUGUGCAUAGAUUACGAGGGCAGACCCAAAAAGAGCCUCUAGAGGUGCAGUCAUUCAGAGAGAAGAUGGCAUUUUUCACACGACCUAGGAUAAAUAUCCCAGCUCUCUCAGCAGAUGAUGUUUAAUGUCUGUUUAAGUAUUUUGUUCUUAAAACCACUUCCGAAAAGUAUAUGUCAUUCACUGAAGUUUAUUUAUAUAUCAUAUUAUCACUGUUAGUACAUUGAUGGCUUUAUCAGUUCUAGGGCCAGACUUUUAGCUUUCUUUCUUUUUCAUUGCAAAUGCCAGCAUUAAAAUUACACUAUCAUAUAGUUUGUAUAUUUAGCUAUGUAUUUUUGAAAGAUUUUUUAAAAAUAAAACAGUAUAGCUCAAAAUUCCAUUUAAAUAAUAUUUACAUGUUGACAUUUUGUACAGCUUUGCUUUUUUUUAAAGACAGGCUUUGCUGCAAUAAAUUUUGAAUUUGAAAAUCUGACAUACAAUUCUAAAAACAGAACCCCAACUCUUAUAUAACUAGGUUUUGCUAAUUCAAAUAUUUUUAUAUCAAAUAAAGGAUAAAAGAAGCCAUUUCAAGAGUUAAAAAUGAAUGUUCUGUGAGCUGCAAAACUUCCAUUUCCAUCUAGGUCAUAAAAAUGGGUGUGGAAUUUAAAUGCCUACUGCACUUUAAUCUGGAGAUUGUUACUUCAUUUCAUUAUGCCGUUACCCAGAGUUCCCAAAGCCCUCUGAAUCCUGCGUUAAAAAGAGAGUUGCAAGAAACAUUCAUCCCUGGCUAUAUAUUUGGCUUGAAAAAAUAUCAAGAGCCAGCAGCUAUUUUAAAAAAGCUAUAUCUGUCUUUAAAUUAUUUGUAUUUCUUUUAAUAAAUAAUCCUCAUAUAAUCAUGCCAGUUUACAAUGAGCAGCAACCAAAAGGAGCUUCUAAAAACAAAUCCUUUCUAGUAAUUUUAUCUUAAUAUCUACAAAUGCUUUCUAUGUUUGUUUUUUAAAAACUAAUUUAAAUAUAGCAAGUUCUCCCCAUUCUUCAGUGAGGAGUAUUUAAUCAGAAAGGGUUUUCUCUGAUUACUAUUGAGAGCAUCUAUUUGGAUAUCGAAAACAACAUCCUAGAAGGAAACAGCAACAAACCACUGUCUUGCUCCUGCUGAGAUAACUACAUGGACAGUUUCCAGAAGCAUUUUACCUUAACAAAACAGCCUACAACAACACCUUGAUUUAAAAACCUGUAAUCAUGUUUGUAACCCAGUUAAUCACAUUGCUUGUAGUUUUUGUAUAUUUUUUCCUAGUUUGUUUACUUUAAUAAUUGUGUUAGGGUUUGUUUGGUUUUUUUUGUGCACACCCAAGGACUUUACUCUGCACUUUCAUUUUUAUAUGCCCAUCUUUAAAUAUACAGUAUGCACUUGUAUACAUGCAUAGUUGUAGAGAUAGACAUGGUUAGAUUAUGGAACUAGGUGUUGACUCACUAUGAGAUACAUAUGAGUGCCAGUUUGGUCUAGUUUUAAGGCGCCAGGCUAGAAACCAGGAGACUGUGAGUUCUAGUCCUGCCUUAGGCAUGAAAACUGGCCUGGUGACUUUCAGCCAGUCACUCUUGCUCAGCCCAAAUCAUAAGGUUUGUUGUGGAGAAAAUAGGAAGAGGAGAAGGAGUGAUAGAUAUAUUUGCUGCUUUGAGUUAUUUAUAAAAAUAAUAAAUGCAUGAUUAAAAAAAAUAAAUAAUACCUUUUCUAGGCACUUCAGGGGGAAAACAAUGAAAAAAACCAAUGUGUUCUUAUUUUUAAUAAUUAGUAACUGCUGAUUAUCAAUUUUAAGGAUUUCAAUCCAGAAAAAAACAAUAUGUGAGAAAAGUCAGUAGGAUAGAAGCUGAUUUUUCCAUCCUUUCCUCUUCAAGCAGAAUCUGGUAUUGUUUUAAAAAUUGGACUGAUGCACAAUCCAAGAAGAAGAAUUCAGUUUCAGAAAAUACUUGUCAGGAUUUAUUUAUUUAUUUUUUUUUUUGUAAUAUCCCUUUUUUUUCUGCCCUGUAAAUCAUAGCCUACUUACUUUAGGAGAGUAUCUCAAUCCCCAAAAUAGAUGUUUGCCAAGGAUUUAUUGGAGGAUGGGAGAAAGAACAUCUUAUACCAGGGGUAGGCAAUCUUGGCUCUUUUAUGACUCGUGGACUUCAACUCCCAGCAUUCUGGCUCAGGAAUUCUGGGAGUUGAAGUCCAUGAGUCAUAAAAGAGCCAAGAUUGCCUACCCCUGUCUUAUACUAACAACCAUCCACUUCUCUACACCUAAGGUCUAUUUUGUUUUUCAUAUAGUAUUUGAAGAAAUGUUAAUACAUUCCAAUUUGAUUGCUUGAGACAGAGAUAAGAAUGUGUGAGAAUCCAAGAUCUAUAUGGAGUUGGCACUCUUUGGAAUAUAACUGAAAUAUCUUCAUAUCUUCCUACAACAGCUCACAUCUUACAUUAACCCAUGUCUCUAAUUGUUGACAAUUUAAGAACAGAGAGUGAUGGACACUGGAAUACAAAGGCCUUAAAGGUCCACAAACCAAGAUGCACCUUCAAGAGUAAAGUUGACAAGUGGUUUAAAACUCGAUUUUUCCUGAGUUGUAUAUAUAUAUUUUCAUGUAUAAACACUGGAAUAAGCAACCACUAAACGAUUGAAUUUAUAUAUUUUAAAUUUUGUUAGGAUUAACAUUAAAAUUGUUAUAGAUAGAACUUAA